GAGAGAGAGGGAGCGAGCGAGCGAGCGAGCGAGAGAGCGAAAACUUUUCAGUUUUAACGAGCCACAGGAACACGCCGGACCGGCCGCCAUGCAGGAUGAGUCUGGUGAGACUGAUGUGCACAAUGGGGCACCGACAUGGUUAUGCCCCUUGUGUCAAGAAAAACAAAUGAACCGAGAACAGCUCACAUCGCAUCUGACUGACAGACACAGUGUGCUUCCCGCCUGUUUGGACAGACUCCUGGACACGGACGCACUAAUACAGCGAGCUGCUGAAAGAAAAGCUAAAAAAGAUCCAGCCACCAAUCAAACCCAUCAAGAAAUGUCCCCUGCUCAGCCCGUUUCGCCAGAGGCAACAAGUACGUCUGAAUUUAGGACGGUUUACCAGCAAGAAAACAUCGAUGGGGGAGAUGAAGGGGACCAGGACGGCACAGAAGAUGACUUAAACCCUGAUGACGAAGGAACUCAACCUCCAAAGUUGUCUGAAAGUCUGGAUGACAAUGGUGGGACCACUGAAAAAAGCAACUUAACUCCAGUUGACCUGGAACUGGAGAAAAAUGCAAAUCCCAGACAUUCUUUUAAAUGUAACAUGUGCCUGGAGUCAUUUGCCUCUCGAAGCAAACUGAGUGUUCAUUACAGCUCAGCCACCCAUCGCCAGCGGAUGCAAACAGUUUGUGAACAGGGUGGUGACAAAGACUCUUCCAGCUCCCAGCCAGACCAAUCUCAGCCAUAUAUCUCGAGCAAACCCUACAAAUGUGCAGUCUGUCGUGUUUCCUACAACCACGCAAUCACCCUGGAGAUUCACUUGAAAUCUGUAUUGCAUCAGACUCGCAGCAGAAAUGCUGGGAAUUCUGCCAGCAGCAUAGCUGAUACAUGUGGAAGCAGAAGUAGUAGGAGCUCCGGAACUAAUACCACAGCUGCGAAGUGCACUGCGAGCUCCGGGAGUGAUGUUGCACAUAGUCCAAGUGUCACGGAGAGCAAUUGCAGUACCCAGGGAGGCCUAUCUGCCUCGACCAGGAAAACCAAAGAUGGAGAGCAGGUUCAGUCCCAUCCAGCUAUUCCUGUGCUUUCCUCUCCCGUGGCUUCCGCUCAGGCUCUUUCUACUUUUCUCACCCUCCUUCCAUCCACCUCCCACUCUUCGCUGAUGCCCCCGCUCAUCACUGCCAAUGCUGGUGCCUCCACAUUAACCACUGCCCCUCAACUUAUUUCCCAACAGCAGUUUCUCCUGCCGCUCUUCCUGAAUGGCCUCCAAAACCGGACCCCGGUCCUCGAAUCCUCCAGUCACAUUUUGACUCAGCCCGUCCCAUUGUUGGAUAUCAGUGCUGUCCAUCAGUCUCUCCUGACUCAGAGACUUGCUUUAGAAAGUCCAGAACUGGCAGUUAACGUUUCUUCGCUGCUAAGCUGUGCAGAAAAAGAGUGGAAGACCGUGAGAACAGGGAGUGGAGCACAGAAGGAGGAGAGCAAUAGCGGGAACACCGAGGCACAUGACAGUGUUUCUCUGAAGUGUGCGUCAGGCGAAGAGGAGGAUAUACGUGCAGAGGACGAGCCGAGAAAGUGCACAAAGAUCAACUGCACCUUAAACUCUGGAAAGAGCAGUGAAGGAAAAGAUGGUUCAAAUAACAAAAGUAGAGAAACGGCAGAAGAAAUGGAUCAGGUGAACCAUACCGUGGGAGAUGAUAAAGGAGAGAAUGAUGUGAAGUGUGACGAGGUGUGUGGAGAGUCUAGGGAUGUGGUGGUUCAGCCAAAUCUUCCAACAGUCCAAGCUGAUAGUACUUCUUUGAAUUUCAGGAUGUCACAAGCAAAAACCACACUCGGACUUGCAUUGGGUCCUGACACCAGUUUUCAGAAAACCCAUACUGACAAUAGUUUAAAUGCUUGCUUAACUGAUGUCUCAAAACGCACCUCAUGCUACAUGAGCAAUAAGCAAACUCCUCCCUCCAAGUUGGCAACUGCUGAGGCUGUGAACCUUAUAAAAAACCCUCAGGAUCCUGGUGCAGAUGUGAAACCUUCCAGCCCAAAAUCGUGUCCCCUUAUGUUGUCAGAGUUCCAGUCGCAGGUGUUGUGGGCCUUCCUCGAGUCCCGUCGCGAGGCGGCUGUGGCCGGCUCUCCCCAAGAGGACUGCGAGGCACUGGCCAGAGAAGUGGGCCUUAGUGAGGGUGAAGUACGCAAAUGGCUUCAGGAUGCUCGAGAGGCUAAGGAGCGACAAAAAGAAGAAAGAACUCUAACCUCAGGGUUGAAGGCGGUGCCCAGAGAAACUGAUGCCAAGGGAAUUUGUGAGGCCAUGAAUAAGUUGCUGGAAGAAAAGAAAGUUGAUCUUCAGACCCUUCGGGGAGGAGAGAUUCCAUUGACUGCAAACCACGAAAACUGCUUAACUUCAGAAUCUGAUAAUGAAGAAUUUUACACCGCUGUUAUUGUGACAGAUGAGGAGAGUCAAAGCAGCCCUGCACGAGAUGAACAGAGCAACUCUGUGAAAGGAGAGCAGGCAGAGGAAAGAUCUGCAGUGGGGGGUAAGGGGUUCUGGUCCACCACGGUGUUUCUUUCCGAUCCUGAAGAUGAAGAUGAUAGUGAGGAGAGCAAGGACAGCAGAAUGAAGAAAAAGAGAAAGACACUCAUAGAAAUGGAAGAGUUGAACACCAAGAAGGAGAAACUAGAUCCUGAUAUAGACUUGGAGCUGGAGGCUCAGACCGACUCCCCGCCUCCACCCAUCUUUUCUCCACACCAUGAUGUGACCAGGAUUGGUGCCUUCGGCUCACACCCUCUCCCGCUCUCCCUGACACCUUUCGCAGCACGAUUCUUGAGCCCUACCAUUCUCUCACUCCCAGAGUCGGCCAGACUUGACCUUGCUGACGGAGGUGGAGAGCCGACUAAAGGAAACUCUGCCGCCUUCUCCAAGCUUUCAGACACUCACCCCUUCCCUGAUCCCCUGAAGGUGCCAGCUCCUGCCUCUUGUGCAGUUUUACCCAAGUCUCUGUCCUGCCACAGUAUCUACGAGUCUGCACUAGAUCUCAGUGUCGGAAAAAGCUACAGCUCAGCAUCGGCUUCAUUGACCUCUUCAUCCAAAAAUAAGAAUGCAGGCCAGCCAGGCCAGUUGGUAGAAACCCAUGGAUUAAAGCCAUCAAAUUCAGGGGGUCUCAUUGUGGUCCAUGUAAAGCCAAGCUCAGCCCUUGGAGUACCAACUUCCAGUUAUGGUACUGUGGGUGGCGGCACUAACAGUAAUAACAGCUUGUACAGGAAGGCUGCUGAACGACUGAGUACUACUGUGAAGGACCUGCAGAGUGUGAAAGCACAAGAUGAGGAGAAGGGACAUAAGAAUGUGAAGCCACGGCGACUGAGGGACAUGAGGCGUUCCAGAACGAUCAUCCAAACCGAACAGCUUGAUGUGCUCUAUGGCUGCUACUUCAAAGAUCCAAACCCUGGAAAGCAAGAGUUUGAACAGAUAUCGGAGUGGGUCCGUCUCCCGAAAAGGGUGGUGCAGAUUUGGUUCCAGAACAUGCGAGCCCGUGAAAGGAAGGGAGAGGUUCGCUUCCUUGGUGAUGGCACAUUGGCAGCAGUUGGUAAGCCACUAAUAAAGUUCACCUGGCCCCUUAAAAAGCCCAUUUUCUCCAAUAGCAACAAACCAAACCCUUCCUCCCUUGGUGGCAGCCGACCCAGCAGGCUAACUGUUGAAGCCGAAGUGGUGAAAUCAGUGGAUCCUUGCAGAAAAUCACCACCUAAGACAGAUGUAGGGAAAGACAAAGAAGCUCCUUCUUACUCAAAUGGAGCAACUCCCUCUUUUUCCAACACCAGCUCCCUAAUGUCUAAGAUGGAGCCACAGGCAUCUCCUAAGGUUAAAUCUGUCCCAAAGGCUUCACCUUCCUCUCUCCAUGCUACCAAGGGGGAGGCAUAUUCCUCGUGUCCAGCUCAGAAAAGUAAAGGAGGUAAAUCAUUUGACAGGGUUAUGAAGGUACAGGACAAUGCAGGCACGCAGAAUGAGUCUGAGAGGAGCGUGGUCAGGCCAGGACCUACCAACCGAAUGAUGCCAAAAAUGUCCUUCGCUCAUCUUCACAGGCUCGCUGGCUCCGAGUCUCUAAAACACAAUGGACUUAAUGUGUCUCCCAAAAGCCCGUUCAAAAUCAACACUUUGUCCAGAGAACAGUUGGGCCUGAAAACUUCGAGCACGGCCGCGUCCUCUUCGGCUUCUGCUACGCCGACAGGUGCUAAAAGUCACAAAGCGGAAAAGGCUGACUGCUUGCAGCACUCGACGCCGCGGCGACCUCGGACACUCCUCACCAACCUGCAGCUGUCCAUCCUGCAGUCGUGCUAUGAGACGUGUUCGCAUCCCCAUGCGCUGGAGUGCGAGGCCAUCGGGACCGAGUUGGGGCUCCCUUUAAAGGUGGUCCAGAUUUGGUUCCAGAACACUAGAGCUAAAGAAAAACGCUGGCGGCUCCAGCAAGAGAAGGAGGCUCCCAACUCCAGCAGCGCAGACCUCAGCUCGGCCAGCUACCUUCAGUACAGCGCGCUUCGAGCUAACCGCCCCAUCUUACCAAAUCCAGUUCAGCUUACCGUGUUGGAACCGUCGGCGUCCCCUGCUGUGGGUCAGCCGGCAGGCCAGGAAACCCUCCGAGGCAGAUGUGUGGUUUGUGGUGCGGAGUUUGACUCCAGAGCGGCUGCGAGAGUCCAUGUGUUUUCCCCUCGUCACCUGGCCUUGCUGAAAGCCACCAAUUUUGGCCAGUCCCCCUCCCCUGUCAGUCACAGCUCUGGCACCGCAUCCACUUCCCCAUUGUCAUCUCCUUCCUCAAAAAACCCAAUCAGCUAAUGUACCGACCUGCCAGCGCUCUAGAAGUAGUGGUCCUCUGGGCACUUUGCUUUCAUCGGACACACACCUUGGCAGGUUUGUAUCUUAAAUCUGGGAUUUUGGGUUCUCUUCUUGGUCAGAGAAACGACCACUUCUCUUGUGCUGGACAUUUUUUGUGCAUCAAAUUGGGUUAGUCACACUAGCAUUAACAAAGAUUAAUAUACACGGUGAUGCACUGUGGCCUGGUUAACGUCAUGAAAUGCUGUUCCUCUGCGUUUUUAUUCAGCAUCUGGCCCUUGUAUUUCUGGUCAAUCCUCACCUGAAAAUGUAUUUGCGUAAGAGUUUUGGAGUAAUAGUGGUGUUAAGGUGUAUCUACCAAAAUACAGCCAUCCUGCCCUAGCACCAUGGAGAGGAAAUCACCAACAGACAGACCGACCAAGGGUAAGAUGCUACAGUUAGACUGGUUCUACAGAACUUGGUCCAUACUGGUCAACAUGGACUCUGGUCGCUUCACACUAGUGGUACCGAAUUUUUAAAAUCAAAUGUUACAGUUGCUGCUCUGUUUUACUACAAGAAUAUGGUGUACAGUGGCCUUCAUUACACACAGUAAAACUGUAAAACUUGGGCCAGACCUGAUUGCUGCACAGUGAGUCUCUAUUCCUGCCUUCGACAUGUUUUAACAAAGGAAUCAAGAGCCAAAGUCAAAACUUAAAAAAAAAAAAAGAAAAAAGAAAAAAAAAAUUUGUAUAAACAUUUUAUAAAAGGUUGACAUAUAACAGUUUUAAUUUGUUCUUGCACCUAGCUUCUCCAUAGUCAAAUCUUGUUAAAAUUAAUGUAUUUAAAUUAACAAUUUCCUUAUGCCACACUCUCAUGGGAUAGAGUGAAGCUACAAAACAAAACAGCUUUUUCCUAAAAUAUUUUGACAUAUUAAUAAGGCUUGAACUAAAAGUAGCAUUUCAUUGGGUUCCACUGAAGCAGUUGGUGUGUAAGGUAAAGGACGAAUGCCCGUGGUAAAUAUAUUAUUAACUGGGAGAGGUUAGAGGAAAUGGCAAGAUGUGGUUGCUGGUUUACAUAAAAUAUUACAUGGCAUGUAUUUUAAGUUGUAUAUAUUGUCAAUUAUUGAUAAAAAUAUAACAAAAUCCAAAGCUUUUCUUCCUUGUUACUGAAAAAACCAAAAAGCAAUCAUGAGGUCGAACGUGGAAGAGUAUAAUGUUUUUAACACAAAAUGUACAUAAAUUUGACUCUUUUCAGCAACUUCCUGAUUUUAAGCAUGAGCUACAGAUGCAUUUUCAUUUAAUCUAAAAUAACAUGGAAUAUCUGGUAUUUAAGGUUUAGAUUAAGUUGCUCUGUUUUGAUUUUACGUAAGUCACUACACAAAAUUUGUGGCUCAUGAAGAAAAGCAGGAUGUUGCUAAAAAGACUGGAAACUCAGUGUUGCACUGAUUAUCUCCAGGAUAUGAUCCUUUGUGAGGAGCUCAACUUUUGAUACCUCAUGGAAUAUGUAUCAAAGUUCCCUAACAAAUGCUCAUCCCUUGUCCUGUACUGAGCACAACGGAGAUCUGUUUUAUAUUCUAGUCAUUUUUCAAUCACUUUUUAAAUCAUUGCUAUGACUGUACUAGUUUUGAUAAUUUUGAAUAUUGAUUAUUCAUCGCUUGUCAUCUCUAAACUACACAUGAAAUGGUAUUAAUGCUGACGACUGGUGGCUGUGUUUAUUAGGACAUUGAUUGAGCUUUUCACAUAUAAUUUUAUUCCUGCUUGAUCUCCCUUCAGUUUUCUCUGGUUCACUGAAAGGAAAUAAAACCUGUGGAACUACACGAAUUAUUUCUUCCUUGUGUGUUGACUUAACCCCCAGUCUUAUAUGGACAUUCAUUGGCUUACAAGCAGAAUGUGAGGGUAAAAAAUGUCUUAAGUGCAAAUUGUUGCGUUCUCCAAUGCUGUAAGUUACACAUUUUUUACAAAUUAUGGCCCAUUUUCUAAAGCAAACAGUUGGAUGGGAUAAAAUGAAUUUGUUAGUUAUGCCUCUGUUUAAGCUCUUAUGAGAGUGUACAAAUAGCACAUUGUUCAGAGAUGCAUUUUGGGAUGUUCUGCAUGUAUUUCCGCGACAAAGAACUCUUUAAGGUUUUACAAUGGAUGCCCCCAUAGGUGCAACUAAUAAAUGCAUAAGUCACUUGUAAUGGAAAGGAAAUAUUUUCCUUUUGGAAUCAAAACUAAUUGCACAAAUCCUUGUCCUCAAAAGAUAUGUUGGAUCAUAUUUGAGUUGUGCAAAUUGAUUUUCACCGUAAAUACAAGUUUUUGAAGGAGCUGCACAUUUUCUGCAAACCUUCAAAACUGAGUCACUGAGCGGUUCUUCCUACAGGAGGUUGCGCCGCCAACAUGGGCCCAGUGGCAGCUGUGUAAACACUGCUAGACAAUUAUAUAUUCAGCUGGUAGCCAGUGUUUGUGCAUAUUUUUAUCGAUUUUACAUACAGCAGGAUUUGUUCUUUGAUACUUUACUGCAGUUGCUCAACAAUCUCCUGUCAGCAGCCUGUGUUAUAUAUCCGUCAUUGGUCCAUAUUCUUCGCCAGAGAUUCUUUUCCAUUUGUGUGUUGACAUCGAUCAGCUGUCAAUAAGCCAUGACCCAUCAUCAAGCUCCAAAUUGUCCAGAUGUGGUAUAUUAUAUGUAUUUCAUAAUUUGACUU
Molecule: messenger RNA, 7448 nt
Organism: Scleropages formosus (Asian bonytongue)
Lineage: Eukaryota; Metazoa; Chordata; Actinopteri; Osteoglossiformes; Osteoglossidae
Product: zinc finger homeobox protein 3-like
Exons: 5
Coding region: 89-4792 (1567 amino acids)
Biological process (GO): regulation of neuron differentiation; regulation of transcription by RNA polymerase II
Cellular component (GO): nucleus
Molecular function (GO): DNA-binding transcription factor activity, RNA polymerase II-specific; RNA polymerase II cis-regulatory region sequence-specific DNA binding
Source: RefSeq, a predicted model, not a curated record